Molecule: messenger RNA, 678 nt
Organism: Rhagoletis zephyria (snowberry fruit fly)
Lineage: Eukaryota; Metazoa; Arthropoda; Insecta; Diptera; Tephritidae
Source: RefSeq, a predicted model, not a curated record
AUGUUUCUAAUUGGUCUCAGUGGGGGGAUCGGCUCCGGCAAGAGCACAGUGUCUAACUUUUUACGUAACAGUGGCAUUCCCGUGAUUGACGCUGACCAAAUUGCUCGUGAAGUUGUGAAGCAAAACAGCAAAUGCUAUUUCCUCAUUCGUAAACACUUUGGGCCGGAAGUGAUCAACGAUGCGGACGGAGAAAUAAACCGUCCAUAUUUGGCGCAGAUCAUUUUUAACGAUCCUGAGAAGCGCAAACUUCUAAACAGCAUCACUCAUCCUGAAGUUCAAAAGCGCACCUUUCUGCAAAUACUCUACUACUUUAUUACAUUUAGCCCUUUUGUGGUGCUGGACAUUCCAUUACUCUUUGAAAGUAGCAUCUACAAGCCGUACAUGAGCUACACCAUCCUGGUCACGUGCACACCUGAACAACAGAAGGAGCGAAUUAAAAAACGCAAUGGGUACACUGAUGAAGAAGCAUCUUCCCGCAUUUCGGCUCAAAUGCCCAUUGAAGAAAAGCGUCAAUUGGCUGACAUUAUCAUUGACAACAGCGGUGAUCUGGAGGCAACUAUUGAGAAGACCAAGGCGGUUUUUCGAGAUCUCCGAUUUCCGCUCACAUUUUGGAUUUUUCGCUUUCUCCUAAUUGGCCUCACACUCAUUCCCACUGUGAUUUUACUAAAGCUAUUGUAG